AUCCGCACCAGUCCUCUGCUGUCCCGCCCAAUGGGUCCAAUAGGUCACGCUCACCCCCCCAUCGUCCCUCCGAUGGGGGAUUCAGAUGGAUUCAAUGCUGUGCCACAGAUGGCUUCGAUGGGACCACCGCCCGUGUACCGUGUACGACGACCCCCACGAAGAGUACUCCGACUGCCGCUACGAGGGCGACUAUGAGGGCGACUACUCGAUGCCCACCGAGGAGGACCAAGAGGAGGAGUCGUGCUCCUGUCAGAGCCAGACCUGUCAGAGCCAGAGCGAGUUCAGUUCGAUAGAGCGCACCGAGUCGGACUCGGAGUGGGACGAGCUCUCCGACGGCCCUUCCCCCAGGGUCUCCCCGCUGGAGACCCUCGGCGCAGUCGUGCUCUCCACAAUGCAGCCGGAGCACCGUCAGCGCAUGGUGGCCUUGUACCACCUCGUAAAAUAAUUGUAAGGCAACAUAUAUUAACCCUAACCGAUCGAGAUAUUAUACUGCAAUUAGUUUUAUGCGAUAU
Messenger RNA from Drosophila miranda, 512 nucleotides. RefSeq lists its product as uncharacterized. Bases 86 to 445 code for a protein of 119 amino acids. NCBI's taxonomy places the organism in Eukaryota, Metazoa, Arthropoda, Insecta, Diptera, Drosophilidae. The transcript has 2 exons. The record is from RefSeq and is a predicted model, not a curated record.